CACCCGACUUCAGCGGUCCUCACAGGGACCAUGUCGUUGGCGCGAGUCUACCGCGAUGCUAUUUCCAAGCAGCCGGACGACUUUACAGCCUACAAUGACAUGCAGAUUGAGUGGGGUGACCCCGAGAAGUAUGCCGUUGUCCGCAAGAUUGGCCAGGGCAAGUACUCUGAGGUUUUCCUGGGCAAGGACGUGUCGACUGAUCCCGAAGGCGAUGUGGUGCUCAAGGUGCUGAAGCCGGUCAAGUUCCAGAGGAUCAAGAAGGAGAUCAAGAUCCUUCAGAAUCUGCGCGAUGGCCCGAACAUCCUCCAGCUCCUGGAUGUUGUCCGCGAUCCGGAGACCAAGCAGCCUUGCGUGGUGUUUGAGUGGGUCGAUGCUGUCGACUUUAAGACGUACUUUCCGUCCAUGCCGGACAUGGAGGUGCGGUUCUACCUCUACAAGCUGCUGGAAGCUCUCGACUAUGCUCACUCAAAGGGCAUCAUGCACCGCGAUGUCAAGCCGCACAACACGGUGUAUGACCCCAAGACGAGGACACUGAGACUCAUCGACUGGGGUCUGGCCGACUUUUACUACCCCGGCAUGGAGUUUUCGCUCCGCGUCGCCUCGCGCUACUUUAAGGCCGUCGAGCUUUUCCUCGGCAUGCGCGACUACGACUACUCGUCGGACCUGUGGUCGGUCGGCGUUGUGGCUGCCCAGAUGGUCUUCAUCAGCUAUCCGUUCUUCCGCGGGAAACGGACCGACGCCAACCAGCUCUCCAAGAUCGUCCGCAUCCUCGGCACCGACGACAUGGUCGCUUUCCAGCAAAAGUACCAUCUUUCUGACGAAGACUCGUGUGAGCCCAAGGGCUUCAAGCACUACCCCAAGAAGCCGUGGGAGUCGUUCAUCACCGAGGAGAACAAGCAUCUCUGCUCGCCAGAGGCUCUCUCGCUCGUCGAUGGCCUCCUCUGCUACGACCACCAGGAGCGCCUCACCGCUCGCGAGGCAAUGGAGCACCCGUACUUUGCCCCCAUUCGCGAGGCCGAGGAGGCUGGCCAGGAUCCUUUUUAGGCCACGAGCAAGCUACAUGCCUACACUCACCAUUCCACCCGCCACUGCUACAACCAAUGCCAUCAAACACCCCCCUCCCCUCCC
Thecamonas trahens ATCC 50062 is the source of this 1128-nucleotide messenger RNA. RefSeq names its product casein kinase II. The coding region runs from base 31 to 1044 and encodes 337 amino acids. Gene Ontology annotation, molecular function: ATP binding; protein serine/threonine kinase activity. The record is from RefSeq and is a predicted model, not a curated record. Gene Ontology annotation, cellular component: nucleus; protein kinase CK2 complex; cytosol. NCBI's taxonomy places the organism in Eukaryota, Apusomonadida, Apusomonadidae. Gene Ontology annotation, biological process: protein phosphorylation. The transcript is spliced from 2 exons.